AUGAAUUACUUUAGCCUUAAUAAAUUGGUGACGACACUGGGUGUUCGAAGGUUUUUGGAGUUUCGAACGAUGAAGACCAAAACAAUAAUCAAUGCUGAAGGAAAAGAUGUGAUUAAAAAGAAAACUUAUGAAAAUAGAAUAACGCUGAUAAGUCCAGAUAAUUCACUGAGUAUUACAGACUUGAAAAAUGCUCAGAAUAUAUCCCUUAGACGCGAUUUAAAACUCGUAAAAAUUCAAGAUAUUGAUUCGAAAACUAGACGACCUGUUUACAAACUAAUGACAAACUCAGAAUAUCACGCAGAAGAGCUUUCUAAAAGGAAAGAAAAGCAGAUGGCCCGUCAGAAUGCAUCAAUAAAAGGGGAGAAACUGUUAACUUUGUCAUCGAGGAUAGGAGAACAUGACCUGAUGACUGGUAUAAAGAAGAUGAUGAAAUUGGUAGAGAAACAGUAUGAAGUUAAAGUGGUUAUUGCUGGGGAAGAUGCUGAGGCAGCUAUAAAAUCUGAAAAAAUAUACCAGACCAUAGAGAACCAAGUGAGAAACAUGAGCAAAAUAGUGCAGAAGAGGGUCAAGGGUAACAGUUUAAGGUUUCAAUUGUUGCCUGUAAGGGGUAGUAGCUCUGAAGGUACUGGCAGCACAGACUCUAAUCAAAAUGACAAUAAUAAGGGGCCACUAUGA
Molecule: messenger RNA, 675 nt
Organism: Spodoptera littoralis (African cotton leafworm)
Lineage: Eukaryota; Metazoa; Arthropoda; Insecta; Lepidoptera; Noctuidae
Source: the annotation of a GenBank genome assembly